Molecule: messenger RNA, 735 nt
Organism: Neospora caninum
Lineage: Eukaryota; Apicomplexa; Conoidasida; Eucoccidiorida; Sarcocystidae
Exons: 6
Coding region: 1-735 (244 amino acids)
Biological process (GO): membrane fusion; proteasome-mediated ubiquitin-dependent protein catabolic process; Golgi organization
Cellular component (GO): nucleus; cytosol
Molecular function (GO): ubiquitin binding
Source: RefSeq, a predicted model, not a curated record
AUGUCGAUUCGAUCUUUGAGCGAUCUGCAUCGCCCGGACGAGGGGGACUCGAAGAAAACCACGUCGCGCUUCACGGGCGGCGAACGGUCGGGCCUCGCCGUUGAGAGUCCCUCUUCCGAUGAUGAACACCCCGUCGGAGACUUCGCGCAUGCCGUAAGAGGCGCAGCGCCUCCCGGCGCUCGUCGCGUCACAGUUUACAAAAACGGCUUCAUUGUGGACGAUGGCGAAUUCCGAUCUCUCGACGACCCAGAAAACGCCCGCUUCCUGGACGAAUUGAAGGCAGGCUUCGCGCCUCGCGAACUCCAGGAGGGCGGUCGCCGUGUCCACGUCGAGCUGGUGAAUAAGCAGUCGGAGGCGUACCGCCCACCGCCGCCGCCCGCGUACGUUUUGUUCAGUGGAGAAGGCCAGCGGCUCUCCAGCGGGGAAGGUAGCUCGGGGGCGACCUCGGCGGUUGGCGGCGAAGUUGACGUGAGCCGCGGAGCCGUGACCGUCGACGAGAGUCUGCCAACGACGAUGCUCCAGUUUCGCUUCCACGAUGGACAAAGGAGAGCGCAAAGAUUCAAUGAAAACCACACCAUUGCGGACAUCCGCGAUUUCGUGUCCCAAGUAGCGCCUGUGAACGGCGACUUCCGUCUUCUCGAGGGCUUUCCCCCGAAGGAAAUCUCUGCCGCGCCGUCGGCGACAAUCAAAGAGGCGGGACUACUCAACGCCGCCAUCGUCCAAAAGGUGUGCUAG